GGGAAGGGCGACGUCGCAAACCAGCUGAUUUGACAGCAUUCGUAUUGUUAUGACGAAUGUCUAAAAAAAAUCCCUAAAAAAUCUUGAUUCCGGAAGUGCGUAAGAAUUAAUGAACAAUAGAAUAGGCAAUCGAAUGUAAUCUGAACAUUGGCGCGAUACCGUCUCUAGUCAGAGUAGUCAAUGAGUGACAUGGCCAACGAUCUGAAGUUAGCGUUAGUAGUUGACUUCUGCAUGCUUCUGCGUUGAGAUUGGUGAUAGGCAGCCGCAAGUUGAGUGUAUUACCGUGCGCGAUUCUUGCCCGAGGGCGGAGAACAAUUGAUAAGCCAGAUACUUGCGAGACCAGUCAGCACCUUUUUUUUCCCCAAAAGAGUUUAUUGAAACAAACGUUAUCCAUUCAAGAUGAAGAAAAAAGUCCUGUUAAUGGGCAAGAGUGGGUCUGGAAAAACGAGUAUGCGCAGCAUUAUUUUUGCCAAUUACAUCGCUCGUGAUACCCAUCGUCUAGGAGCAACGAUUGACGUAGAACAUUCUCACGUUCGUUUUCUUGGCAAUUUGGUUUUAAAUUUAUGGGACUGUGGAGGACAGGAGGCAUUCAUGGAGAAUUAUUUUGCAUCACAACGCGAUAAUAUAUUUAGGAAUGUAGAGGUGUUAAUUUAUGUCUUUGAUGUAGAAUCAAGAGAGCUGGACAAAGAUAUGCAUUAUUACCAGAGUUGUUUAGAAGCGAUACUGCAGAAUAGCCCAGAGGCUAAGAUAUUUUGCCUAGUUCAUAAAAUGGAUCUUGUGCAAGAGGACCAACGCGAUUACAUAUUCAGGGAAAGAGAAGAAGAUCUGAAAAGACUGAGUUUACCUUUAGAGUGCACUUGCUUCAGAACUAGCAUAUGGGAUGAAACCUUAUACAGGGCAUGGUCAUCCAUUGUAUAUAUGCUGAUUCCCAAUGUGAAGGAACUUGAACAAAGCUUGAACCAGUUUGCUAAUAUUAUCGACGCGGAUGAAGUGCUUUUGUUUGAAAGAGCAACCUUUCUAGUAAUAAGUCAUUGUCAACGGCAGUUUCACAGAGACGUUCAUCGUUUCGAAAAAGUUUCCAAUAUAAUAAAGCAAUUUAAAUUGAGUUGUAGUAAGUUAGCGGCACAAUUUCAGAGUAUGGAAGUUAGAAAUACCAAUUUCGCGGCCUUUAUCGAUAUAUUUACCUCAAAUACAUACGUGAUGGUUAUCAUGUCCGACCCGACUAUACCAUCCGCAGCGACGUUAAUUAACAUACGCAACGCGCGAAAGCACUUCGAAAAGUUGGAACGUGCCAGCCAGAGCUCGGCGUUAACUAGAUAGAAGUCGGCGCGACCCAGGCGCCUUGUCACCCGGGUCCAUCCUAUUAAUAAUUGCUGAAUUUCUGGAAUCGCGUAUGGUUAAGAUAAAGCGCGAUUACGGGGAUACGAUUGUUGACAAGAUCGGGUUACAAAGUAUACUUCAAUGUAUGGCUUCUUCAAUGUGAGCGUUUAUGACAAAAUAAGUAUAUAAUCGACGUAUUCGAAAGAGGCUGACGAUUAUCACUGUAUUUCAAGCCGUAUAUUAGGAUUGUAUUGAUAUGAAUUCAUCCCACAUGUUACACGUGGAUAUGAUUUAUUCGUUAUGAUGCAUCUGCCAUUUAGCGACAUAAAAUAAUUUCCAUAUUCGCGGUUCUCUUGUUUCAUUCGGAAUUAUUUUUUAUUUUUCAAUUCAAAAGCCAUUCGUGAUUCGAAACAUGUCGCAAUAACAUCCAACGAAUGUUAGUUAUAAUUAAUCAUC
Molecule: messenger RNA, 1776 nt
Organism: Cyphomyrmex costatus
Lineage: Eukaryota; Metazoa; Arthropoda; Insecta; Hymenoptera; Formicidae
Gene: RagA-B
Product: Ras-related GTP binding A/B
Exons: 7
Coding region: 400-1320 (306 amino acids)
Biological process (GO): positive regulation of TORC1 signaling; negative regulation of autophagy; cellular response to starvation
Cellular component (GO): nucleus; lysosome; Gtr1-Gtr2 GTPase complex
Molecular function (GO): GTPase activity; GTP binding
Source: RefSeq, a predicted model, not a curated record